This is a messenger RNA of Closterium sp. NIES-65, 546 nucleotides long. The record is from the annotation of a GenBank genome assembly. NCBI's taxonomy places the organism in Eukaryota, Viridiplantae, Streptophyta, Zygnematophyceae, Desmidiales, Closteriaceae.
AUGUACAUCACCCUCUACUACAUAGUCACCCGACUCCCUGACUCUCUCCGCGUAGUCAGGGACCACUUCCUCUCAGUUUGCCCCACCACUCUCACCGUUGACCUCCUCGAGAAGGCCCUCCUAGCGAUAGAGAAGAGCAUAGUCGCUGUAGGAGCCUCUCGUGGUGACCCUCGCACCCCCAUCUUUGAGGGGUGUUCUUCCUCCCCCCUUCUGCCCUCUGUUGCCUCUCCUGCUGCGGCCGACCUCGUUGGUUUCGAGGCGCUGGAGGGGCUGGCGGGGGCGGUGGAGGUGGUGGUGGAGGCAGUGAAGGGAGUGGGGGUGGUGGUGGGAGUGGUGCCGGGGGUGGCGGAGGCGGCGGCAGCAGUGGAGGCAGAGGAGGCGGCGGUGUUAGCGGAGGGAGCGGAGGCGGCGCAGGUGGCGGAGGAGGCGGAGGUGGAGGAGGCGGCGGAGGCGGACGCAGCGGCGGCGGUGGUGGAGUGGGUUGCAACUCUGCGCAGAGGAGUGGCUCAGGUGGUGGUCUGCGCCAGGAGCAGCGGAGUGGUGUGA